Molecule: messenger RNA, 1232 nt
Organism: Diceros bicornis minor
Lineage: Eukaryota; Metazoa; Chordata; Mammalia; Perissodactyla; Rhinocerotidae
Gene: SFRP1
Product: secreted frizzled related protein 1
Exons: 3
Coding region: 271-1215 (314 amino acids)
Biological process (GO): negative regulation of canonical Wnt signaling pathway; canonical Wnt signaling pathway; non-canonical Wnt signaling pathway
Molecular function (GO): Wnt-protein binding
Source: RefSeq, a predicted model, not a curated record
CCGCCCGCCCGCCCGCCCGCCCGCCGCGCGUCCGGGAGCCGGGCCGCCCCCGGGCCGCGCGCCCCUCUCCCCGCGAGCUCCCGCCGCGCCGCCCGCCGCAGGCCGAGGGCCGCCCCGGCCGAGGACCGGCAGGAGUGCGCGGCCGCCGAGCCGGGCCCGGUGGGACGGCGCCUUUUGUCCCCGGAGGCUCCUGGAAGUUUGCGGCGGCACGCGCGCGGGGAGGCGGCCGAGGCAGCCCCGACGUCGCGGGAGCGAGGGCUCCGGGCCAGCAUGGGCAGCGGGCGCGGCGCCGGGGGCCGCCGCGGGGCCGCCGGGGCAGUGCUGCUGGCGCUGGCCGCGGCGCUCCUGGCCGCAGGCUCGGCCAGCGAGUACGACUACGUGAGCUUCCAGUCGGACAUCGGCUCGUACCAGAGCGGGCGCUUCUACACCAAGCCGCCGCAGUGCGUGGACAUCCCAGUGGACCUGCGGCUGUGCCACAACGUGGGCUACAAGAAGAUGGUGCUGCCCAACCUUCUGGAGCACGAGACCAUGGCCGAGGUGAAGCAGCAGGCCAGCAGCUGGGUGCCCCUGCUCAACAAGAACUGCCACAUGGGCACCCAGGUCUUCCUCUGCUCGCUCUUCGCGCCCGUCUGCCUCGACCGGCCCAUCUACCCGUGCCGCUGGCUCUGCGAGGCCGUGCGCGACUCCUGCGAGCCCGUCAUGCAGUUCUUCGGCUUCUACUGGCCCGAGAUGCUCAAGUGUGACAAGUUCCCCGAGGGGGACGUCUGCAUCGCCAUGACUCCGCCCAAUGCUACCGAAGCCUCCAAGCCCCAAGGCACAACUGUGUGUCCUCCAUGUGACAACGAGUUGAAAUCGGAAGCCAUAAUUGAACAUCUCUGUGCGAGCGAGUUUGCACUGAGGAUGAAAAUAAAAGAAGUGAAAAAAGAAAAUGGCGACAAAAAGAUUGUCCCCAAGAAGAAGAAGCCCCUGAAGUUGGGGCCCAUCAAGAAGAAGGAGCUGAAGAAGCUUGUCCUGUACCUGAAGAACGGGGCCGACUGCCCCUGCCACCAGCUGGACAACCUCAGCCACCAUUUCCUCAUCCUGGGCCGGAAGGUGAAGAGCCAGUACUUGCUGACGGCAAUCCACAAGUGGGACAAGACAAACAAGGAGUUCAAAGCCUUCAUGAAGAAGAUGAAGAAUCACGAAUGCCCCACUUUUCAGUCGGUCUUUAAGUGAUUCUCUCGGGGCGGGUU